UCAUAAUAGUAUCCGAACAUAAUUUUUCUGCUUACUUUUUUUUUUCUUUUAUUUAAUAUGGCGGAAGCAUUGACCGCCGACGGGACGUCUGAUUUUUUCAUUAUUCAAUUACGAAUCACUUUUUCGCAAUAAUUUCGCGUGUAUGUGAUACAAAAGUGAACAUUAGAAGCUUGUGUGUUAUUUAUCGACAUAUAAUUAUUUUAACAGUGCGCUGAAAAAGCUGGCUCUUCUAUAAAAAUGUCUAAACGGGCAGCAUAUGGGGAUGAUGAGGACAAUCCACCCACACCAUCUGAUGACUCGGACUUUGAUGAUGACGAAGACCCAGAUAACUUGGAAGUCCCAGGCGGCGGCAAAACACUGGCAGCCGCAGCUCAGCUGGGGAACAAACCCAAAGUCACAGCGGCACCGAUGCCGGUCACAGUCAGAGCUACUACAAAUCCGUUAGCUGCCGCAUCAGGACUAGCGUUCGGUCAAAUGGCCAACCAGGUGAAGCCUAUCAAGAUAUCUGCCAGUGCCUUGUCCAAACCUAUCAACCUGGGCGGCUUGCCUCGCGGUGGUGCUGCCGCGCCGUCGCCCUUCGCGGCGGGCUCGUCGGCCGCGUACAGCGCCGCCUCGCUGCUCGCGCAGAUGGAAAUGGCGGGGAUACCGGGGAUGAACUCGUACCUGCUCCAGAACCUAAAUCAGAUAUUAGCGUCGGGCAUGGGUGGGCCUUUGGCAGGCAUGCUUGGACAGUUUGCACAGCUCACUACACCUAAUUGGGGACCUAAGGCUGGUCUCUUUCCGCAAGACAAGAUGCACGGUGACGAAGAAGAGGUGGACGAUGAAGAAAUGGGCGUGGCAGAGACGUACGCCGACUAUAUGCCUACUAAACUGAAACUCGGACGCAAGCACCCUGACCCUGUCGUAGAGACAGCCUCGCUCUCCUCCGUGGAGCCCAUCGAUGUGCACUACACCGUCAGCUUACCAGACGAGACGAUACGGAACGGGCUGCUAUCCGCUCUGCAGUUGGAGGCCGUGGUGUACGCGGCGCAAGCCCACGAGCACACGCUGCCGGACGGCACGAGGGCCGGAUUCCUUAUAGGUGACGGCGCUGGUGUGGGCAAAGGCCGAACCAUCGCCGGUAUAAUCUUCGAGAACCACCUGAAGGGCCGCAAGCGCGCCAUCUGGGUGUCCGUCUCCAACGACUUGAAAUACGACGCGGAGAGAGAUCUGAGGGACAUCGGGGCUGGGAAGAUUGAAGUUCACCCUCUGAAUAAGUUCAAAUACGCAAAGAUCUCAUCAGCGGUGAACGGCAACGUGAAGAAAGGCGUGGUAUUCUGUACAUACUCUGCGCUGAUCGGCGAGACGCAGUCGAACACGACUAAAUACAGGACGAGGCUCAAGCAGCUGCUGCAGUGGUGCGGGGAGGACUUCGACGGAUGCAUCGUAUUUGACGAAUGUCACAAAGCGAAGAACCUCUGCCCCGUCGGCUCGGGCAAGGCCACAAAGACCGGCCUUACCGCUCUAGAACUACAAAACAAACUCCCCAAGGCUCGCGUAGUAUACGCUUCGGCCACGGGAGCGUCUGAACCUAGGAACAUGGCGUAUAUGGUGCGGCUUGGGAUAUGGGGAGAAGGAACACCAUUCCCUACGUUUAUGGACUUUAUCAACGCUGUGGAAAAAAGAGGUGUCGGCGCCAUGGAGAUUGUAGCCAUGGACAUGAAACUCCGGGGCAUGUACAUCGCUCGGCAGCUCUCGUUCCACGGCGUCUCGUUCAAGAUAGAAGAAGUGCCGCUAUCCGACGCCUUCCGGGAGACUUACGACAAAUCUGUCGCAUUGUGGGUGGAAGCCAUGCAGCGGUUCACAGAGGCAGCAGAACUCAUCGAUGCGGAAGCUCGCAUGAGGAAGACGAUGUGGGGGCAGUUCUGGUCGGCGCAUCAGAGGUUCUUCAAGUACCUGUGUAUCGCCGCUAAGGUGCAUCACGCAGUAGUAACAGCUCGAGAAGCCGUCAAGUGCGGCAAGUGCGUCGUGAUCGGCUUACAGAGCACGGGCGAGGCUCGAACCCUGGACCAGCUGGAGAGAGACGACGGAGAGCUCAGCGACUUCGUCUCCACCGCCAAGGGCGUGUUCCAAUCCCUGGUCGAGAAACACUUCCCCGCACCGGACCGCGAGCGCAUCAACCGGCUUUUAGGCCUCGAGGGGCCUAAAAAGGCCCUUCCUACACCCACACCCAAUGGACGUACUCCUACUGUAACGGCCUUGACCGGGGAGUCCAGUAAGAGGAAAUUAACAUCACGACAACAAGCCAACAUAGCGGCAAAGAGAGCUCGCGGAGGUUCGUCUUCGGACGAGUUCAUUAGAGGAUCCGACGACGAAGGAGAAGCAGAGUCGGGUGACGAACGCAGGCGGUCCGACUCGGAAAGCGACUCCAAUCCGUUCCGCGCCGGAUCCGGCACGGACUCGGACACUGAACCCUGGAUGAGAAAGAAGAAGCCCCUCAAGAAGAAGAAAGCGGCGUCCCCCAAAAAGAAGCCGUCCACCACACAGGACAAAAUCGAGAAUAUGUUCUCCAGGAAGACCAGUACCGCGCCCGCGGUCACCGUCGCCGCGCCCAGCGGGGUGCUGACGGGGACGCCGGUCGGGACCAAUGGGCUCUAUCUAGGUCCGGCGCGCAACAACCAGCCCCCACCGCGCUCGGCCAUCGAGCGCGCCUGCAGCAUGAAGGAAGAACUCCUCGCCGCCAUAGAGCGGCUCGCCAAGCGCCUGCCGCCCAACACGCUCGACCAGCUGGUCGACGAGCUCGGCGGCACCGAGAACGUGGCCGAGAUGACAGGACGCAAAGGGCGCGUAGUUCAAACGGAAGACGGGCAGAUCCUCUACGAGAGCAGAUCCGAAGCCGACGUGCCUCUGGAAACGCUCAAUCUAACGGAGAAGCAGCGAUUCAUGGACGGCGAGAAGGAUGUAGCCAUCAUUUCUGAGGCGGCGUCCAGUGGUAUCUCACUACAGAGUGACAGGAGGGCGCGAAACCAAAGGCGGCGCGUACACAUCACCCUGGAACUACCGUGGUCUGCCGACAGGGCUAUACAGCAGUUCGGUCGCACACACCGAUCCAACCAAGUGAACGCGCCGGAGUACAUCUUCCUGAUCUCGGACUUGGCCGGCGAGCGCCGCUUCGCCUCCACCGUGGCCAAGCGGCUCGAGUCCCUCGGCGCGCUCACGCACGGGGACCGCCGCGCCACCGACGCCAGGGACCUCAGCCAGUUCAACAUCGACAACAAAUACGGUCGGACGGCGCUUGAAGCUGUGAUGAAGGCCAUUAUGAAGUACGAAACGCCGCUAGUGCCCCCGCCGAGGGAUUACAAUGGAGAUUUCUUCCAGGAUAUCGCCAGCGCGCUCGUGGGAGUGGGACUCAUUACCAACAGCGAGUCUGCGCCCGGGGUGCUCACGCUCGACAAGGACUACAAUAACAUGUCGAAGUUCCUGAACAGGAUAUUGGGUAUGCCGGUGGAGCUGCAGAACAGGCUCUUCAAGUAUUUCACGGACACGCUCAACGCCGUCAUGGAGCAAGCCAAACGCAGCGGGCGGUUCGACCUCGGCAUCUUGGACUUGGGAAGCGCCGGCGAGUGCGUGCGGCGCGUGCGCUGCGUGCGCUUCGUGCGCCGACACGCCACCGGCACCGCGCCCGUCGAGCUACACACUGUGCAUUCUGAGCGCGGUAUGGACUGGACGGAGGCGCUCGAAAAGCACUCACAACACGACGGGCCCAAAGAGGGCUUCUACCUAUCAGUAGCGCAACGCAACGGAAAAUAUACCGCUGUGUUAUGUAUCGCCGUAGGGAACCAGCACGCGAGAACACAGACCAAGCUCAGCAAGAAGGAGCAGAUGUAUCAGAUAUACAGGCCUAACACCGGUCUUCAGCUGCGUUUAGAAUCCCUAGCGGAGAUCGAGAAGAAAUACAAGCGGGUAACGGCCGAGGACGCCGAGACAUCGUGGCGCGCGCAGCACGCGGCGUCGCUGCGCACCUGCAGCCACGCCUACUGGCGCGCCUCCUGCAGGAACGCUGCUAGCUGUGAGGUGGGACUGAGACGGCGCACGUACCACGUGCUGUCCGGGUCGGUGCUGGCGGUGUGGGCGCGCGUGGAGGCCGUGCUGGCGCAGCGCUCGCAGCUCAACAAGAUGCAGGUCGUGCGCAUCAAGACCGACCAGGGACUCAAGAUUGUCGGCACGGUGAUCCCAAAGAACUGCGUGGACCCGCUGAGGGAGACGCUCUCGUCGGACGCCGUGAACGUGUCCGAGCAGUCGUUCGAGCAGACCGACCUCAAGUGAGCGAGCGAGACGGAGUGAGGGCUGGAGGGUGAACACUGAUCAUAGGUGAACCACUGUUCAACUGGACUGGACAUAUGUUGUGGUAUCCCUCUUAAACUAAACGUACGUCAUUGUACUAUAACAGCUCAGGGCACAGAAUAAGUAAAUAGUACAGAAAGGCCACUUCCUACUAAGUCUGACAGCGAUUCAGGGACGAAUCAUACUGUCCCUUUCUAAUGUAUGGCACUAUCCCUUCCGGCUAUAUAGGGUUGUCCAAAUUCAAGUCAUCUUAUCUGUGGUCGUCCACGCAAAGGGAUGUCAAGUUGUGCCAACCCUAAUAAUUGCUCGGAGCAAUGCUGAGCCGAACGGAGCCGAGUUUGCCCAAAAGGAAGAGUGUCUCCCCACUGCUCAGGGUUAAUAGGGAGUAUUACUGCAAUGUUCUGCCGCCAGAGUGCAGCAACAGCAACCCCCUACGCAGAGUUUUGUGUAAUAUUCCCUAUUGUGGUUGGUGUAACUGGCGGUAACUGUUUUAAACUAUGGUCUGGAUGUACAUAAAAAGAACAUAUUCACUUAUUUGGAGUAAUUCACAGUAUACAAAAAAAUUGUAUACAUCAGCAUCCCAGUUGAAUGUCAGAGCUUAUGCUGCAAUUAAAUUAAUUGCGAUUGUACAAAUGUAGUGCAAAAUUAUUUUCCAUCGUUUUUUCACGGAACCGUACGAACGUCUUGCUAUUUCAGUCAGUCUCGGUACAAAAAGUACUUCGGUUGCAUGAAGUAGCCUGACAAAAAUACGAACGUUUCCGAGAUAAUACGAUGGAAACCAAUUAUGCAACUAAUGUGUAGUAUAUGAGGGGGUUUCAGAAAAAAGUGUACCUUUUACUUUUUUUCGAAAAACUGACAAUUCUUGGGUUAUUUCGACUCAGAAGCACGAGGACUAUUGAUUAAAACAAAGAAAAUAUGUUUCCCCAGAUUUUCAUACAAAUUUUGGGUGUCAAUUUUGUGAGGGUCCAUACAAAAUGUAUGUACAAAAGUCACAAAGAUUUUGGAUACUUUUUUUUUUCCUUUUUUAUUUGAUAUUCUGAGUAGAAAUAACCUAAACGUUGGUGGUUUUUUCAAAAAAAGUUAAUGGUACACUUUUCUAAAAAAUGACCAUAUAUCUCAUGCAAGAAUAGAUAUGUUAUAUCCAUCCAUAUGCUAACUGCAACAAUUUUGAAGUGUGGACAUACCAAAAAUGCUCCAUCUCCAUACAUUAUGACAGAAACAUUCGAUAGACCUGGCUGGGUUCGGGACCAUGGUCAUGAUGGGCCAUGGUCGGGUGUGAUAGGCCUUGCCUUGCCGUCGGCUUCGGCUCACGUAGUCAAUUAUCGAUUAUUUGGAUCAUUUCUCAUUCAGCCUCCCGUUGUUCUAAUUAUGGAAACGCUUGACUUUAUAUGCCAACGCUUGUCAAGGUCGAGAGAGGGUAUGUGGGGCCUUAAUAGGCUAAAUGUGGCUUUCCAACACAGAAGGGUCCUAGUGCUUCAAGUGCAAUAAGGGUCUUUUUAUCUGAAAUUUUAGAGGAAAAAUCACAAAUGCUCAUAUUAUUGACAUUAAAUGAAGAAUAGAAAUGAGUAAGCUUUAGAGUGCUUACUUCAAACAUAGCUAAAACCCGAUUUAUCCUAAGGCACAGCCAUACAAAUGAAAAAUUCAAAAUCUGCUACUGAAAUUUUAACCUAUAGUGUAGGAAAUAGAGUUGAUUUUGUUCUGUUUGAAAAUUGAACGAAACAAAACAAAAUCAACUGUUCCAAUUGAAUAUGAUUAAAAUUUCAUUGAACUGAAUAAAGUACCAUAUAGCUAGGACCGUGGGCCUUAGGUGGUUAUAAUAAGUUUUAUUCUUAUUUAUUAUAAGACUCAAGCUUAAAUGAAACGUAUUAAUCAUAAGUUUAAGGCGCUUCGCGCAGUUUUUGGCCAAAAACUGUUACUUUUUAGAGCUUAUAACUUCUAAAUGAGUCAACCAAAAAUUAUGAAAAAAAUAUAUAUGCAUCUUCACUCUAUGGACAACAAUCGCAACAUUUGACUUUUUUCCUGAAAUUUGUAGUUUCACCGAAAAAAAAAUAACACGACAGGCCGUUUUGCGGCUAACUUUGCUUAUAACUUCUAAACGGCUUAAUCGAUUAAAAUUAUUUUUAAACUAACAAAAAUGUUUUAACAGGUUCUACAAAUGCAACAUAGCUUUUCUUAAUCAAAAAAUAUUUUCUUAAGAAAUCGAACGUUUUUCUACAUUUCAUGCGUAUGCAGCCUGAAAAUGGCGUGGCCGGCAGUCGUGUGCCAGCUUUGAGACGAGAAGGCUGUGUCGCUCGUCGCUCCGUGCCUUGAACAAGCAAAGUGCUAUAAUAUCGGAGUUAUUGUGGCCAAAGAAUAAAUAACUGCAGAGCGCUGAUUUGGUUGCGACGCGCAUUAGCGAGCGCAACACGGUAUUUUUCGGUCUAUUACUAUGAAUGUAAUGAUAAUAUCCGUAUAUAUUAUACUAUAAUAUACGUAUGUUUGAGAAAACUUCAUUUGAAAUAAAUAAAUAAAUGUUUUCUAACCGACAUAUUAUAAUGUUAACCACUAAAAAAAUAAAUGACUGCAAAGCGCUGAUUUGGUUGAGGCGCGCUUGUAAUAAAAACCGGCCAAGUGCGAGUCGGAGUCGCGUUUCAAGGGUUCCGUACAUUACUCAAAUUAAACAAUUUAUUUUUUAUGUGAAACGUGCGUGAAAUGUCUUUAAUAAACCCGUAGGGGUUGGAUCAAAAACUAAAUUAUUAAGUCCGACUCACGCUUGACUGCUCAUUUCUAAUAAGUUUUCCUGUGAUCUAUAGGUAAAGAUCUAUUAUGUGUAUUUUUUUCAAAAUUUUAUACCCAGUAGUUUCGGAGAUAAAAGGGGGGAAUGCUCAUUUUUUGCCUAUUUUCGUGAAUAACUUCUAAACAAUUUAAAAGUGCUUGUUGCUAGGCCUAUUUGAAUAAAGAAUAUAUUUAAUUGAAUUGAAUUGACUGUUUAUCCUAAAAUUAUAAAAAAUAUAUAUUUGAGAUUCUCACAAUGAGCUCUUUCAUUUGAUAUGUAACACGAUAUAGUUUGAAAAACUUUUUUUUAAAUUUUCUCUUUUACCCCCCAAAAGUGGCCCCCGUGUUUAAAAUUAAUUUGUUUACGUUACAUGUCCGUCUUUGGGUCACAAACUUACAUAUGUAUACACCAAAUUUCAACUUAAUUGGUUCAGUCGUUUCCGAGAAAAUAGGCUGUGACAGACGGACAGACAGACAGACGCACGAGUGAUCCUAUAAGGGUUCCGUUUUUUCCUUUUGAGGUACGGAACCCUAAUAAUGAUGAUAUUCCCACGUAAUGAUUGAGAAAACUUCGAACUUCGUAAAAUAACAAAUUUGUAGUAGUAUAUGAAGCUAGUAGGUACUUUAAUUUAUAAGUUAACUAUUAAUGGCAUUAUUUAUAUUAAUUUAAUACGGAUACAAAAAAACUGUAUAAAAUAAACGCACUGUACGCCUCAAUUUAGUACAUACCAAGCUUUAGCUAUAAAUCUUAAUCCGUCGAUUUGACUUAGGUAUUUAUUUGUAAGAAACAGAUAAAACACAAAUUAACUAACUGAGGCUUGUAAAGUAUAAUGCAUAAGGGAAUAUAUUUUUAUUAUAAUUUACGACCUCCACUACACGCAUGAUCUACUCAUACUCAAACAACAAAAUAUCUGCAUAAGAUACACAAAUACGAGGUAUAGCGCCAAAUGCCGCGCGCCUCUGGGCUGUAGGUUAUUCUUUGAACCUCGUUCCGCCGCAGUCGCCGCACCGAGACGAAAUUCACGUACGAUUGCAGUGAGCGGGGUGCGGGUACAGAGACGCUGAGACGCUCAAGGCCAAAUAAGCGAGAAUCGUCUUAAUCAUUAAACUUAUUAUUUAAGUAAGUACCUUAGAAAAUCCGUGUUUAGAGUGAGCACUCUAAACUUGCUUACGCUAUGCCAAGGGUUAUGACGUCUGAAGUAAUAAAGUUUUUUGCGAAUUUCAUUCUAAUUUCGCAAAUAAAAUAUUCUUAAUAUUCCAAAGGAAUUCAAACAAUCUUCUAACAAUAUGUCAAUAAUUGUGUGCUUUUACCCUACUUAGGAAUAUGUUAGAUUUGUAUAACUUUUGUACAGUCAAGGGCAUAAAUAUAUAUACAUUCCCAAAGUUUCAAAAACAUGUGUAUGCUCUUACACCUUAGACGAUAAAGUCGUGUUCACAUAUUUUUGACCCAUUUGUCUGGAUGGAUAUUUUUGCCUUCGACUGUACAGGGUGACAUUGACAAGAAAAAAUUGGCAAAUAUGGUCCAAGUGUAUCCCCAGAGGUCCUUUACAAGGCUAUAACCGCGUAAAUCCGAAGUUCGCAAAUUAGGGGGAUCUUUCUCUGUCACUCUAAUUACUCCUUCAUUGGAGUAAAAGAGAAAGAUCCCCGCAAUUUGUGAAUUUCGGUUUUCGCGGUGGGGGCGUCGCCCUGAAACGUUUCCGAUAUAUCGAAGCCAAAUUUCGCUUUUCGAUUGCUAUCUACUCGCGAGUUUUGGGAUAACGGUUAUAUCUAUUAAUAAAGCUGUUAUAGUAAUGCCCUCUUUCUCACUCAUACUAAAAUAUUUGCGACGUUCCAUGGUAAAAGGCGCCUUUUGGCGGUCGGCGCUAAUGCGGUGCUACGCGACGUAAGCGCCAAAAGUCAUAAGUUACCUUUACACGGGGAACGUCACAUUUGUGUAUAAAAGAGACAAAACGUAUGUUGUAGCGAAUGCAACCGGUAAACAUUUAGUAUGAGUAAUAUAUGUAACAUGUAUUAAAUUACUGUUUGUGUUCUAAAUUAAAAAAAAAAACCUGUAAUUUCUACACAUUUUUUUACCGAAUUGCAUUUCCUAGUAUGUUGGCAUUGGCACGAGAAUGGUCCUAAUUUGUCAAUAUUUUUAUAAAUUUUCGGCGUUAACUCAAUACGUGACAAUUGCUUUAUUCUUAAGCUCGCUACAGACUACGCGGCGCGAAGCCGCGAACGCGAGUGUGGAAUCAUUUCGCUGAUUAGCGAAUUAGACUCCACACUCGCGUUUGUGGCUUCGAGGCCGCGAUUCGCGCACGAGUGCGGAGGGCUCUAUAGGCUGACCAUGUACUGUCACGGACUUUAAUUGUUGAGCCAUGAGCCAUUUAGGGUUCACUUUACAUUGGACAUUUCAUAACGUUAGUAUUGACAACCAAAUGAGCUUGAACCCUAUAUGGAUCAACAAAUUAGUCUGUGGCCGUACCUAAUUUCGAUUAAUCAACAGAUUUGACAUAGAAACAUGAUAUUAUUUAUGUAGCCGCCGCCUGGCGUUAGUACCUAUAGUUAUAGAUGACUUAAACCCUGUUCAUUGUAUCUUAUUUCCAAGUAAUUAGGGAAUGCAAACCGGUUUUUAAUUGUAUGGAAAAACCGGUUAAUAACCGAAAUUUCAUACAAAUAAAAACCGGUUUACAUUCCCUACCCAGUAUUAAGGGCCGUUGUCCUACGGUCACGGUGAGCAGGGUAUAGUCCCGGUAACUGGCAUUCAGUUUCCUAUAAAUAUAAUUAAUUGUUAGUGUAUGUCAUGCGUAUGCAUCGAUUAUUAGUUUUAUAUAAUUUUAAUUAUUUAUAGAUUUGUAAUGGCGUGUCCAUAUCGGCGUAGAAAAACGAUGUUCGACAUAAAGUAAGGACGCUAAGCAAAAAGAAUUUCAUAUAUUGACCCGACUGUUCCUAUCUCUAUCUCACGCACAUAAUAGGGUAGUUGACAUUUUUUUAUGAAUGGAAGUCGAUCAGGUUUGUUUUGAGGAUAAAAUGUCAGUAUGGGACCCAUUGCCUUAAAGCAAUACAAAAGUCACAAAUGAUAUUCAGUCUGACAAUCGCACUUUACUGACGAAACGGUCCUAACAAAAUGGCAAUACAUCGUGACGUCACCAUGUAACAGAAGCCGUUUCGAUGUAUGAAAAACAAGGUAAUUGCGAUUUUGUCGGUGAAAUAUUGCGUUUAUGUGUUUAAAUAAAAUGUAAGAAAUCGAGUGGUGGUAUUUUUUUCCUUUUUGGAUGUUUUAAAAAUAAUUACAUAUUGAAACUUUGAGGUUUUGUAUUUUUUAUUAUUCCAAUAUAUUUAUUAAGUUUUCAAUUUAUUGUGAUAAAUUGCUAAUUUUCAAUCUAUAUAACUAGAUUUAGUUAUAAAAUUCAACAUGUGUCAACAACCCUAUUAUAUUGGUGUCCCGUCGAUGAUGGCGGCGGUCAUGUACAGUCGCCAUCAGAUAUAUCGGAGCGGCCGAGGUGCUCAAAAAUAUCUGAACACGCAGUCUAGCGCCUUGACAAUAGAGGCGUGCUCAGAUAUUCGUGAGCACCUCGGCCGCUCCGAUAUAUCUGAUGGCGACUGUACGAAACUCUUUGUGCAUAGCGUCCUUACUUUAGUUGCCUAAACAGUUUUUUUUUUUAUUUGUGUGGAAUAAUUAUUGUUCGUUUUAAUAUGCCGGUGUGGACGCACCAUAGACAUCAACUCGAUGUGUAGGUUUUUUGUCAAUUUUAUAUAGGAACUAACAAAUUGUGUCGCCAAGUAGUAGAGUUCAACCUUCGGCGUCUGUAAGAACUGAAAUCAAUGUUUAAUUUGUACAAAAUGUAGCAAGUUCUAAUUAUAUUUUUAAUCUUAUUUGAUUAAAUUAUUCUGGUAAUCAACAUACUUCAAUCAACGCGAUUUUUUACUGACAAAGUUCCAUUAUCCUUAUAUUUUACCAAUAUACGUUGAUUGUCUGGAUAUCUAAUUCCAGCUUUGGCUAACACUAGUUAAAUCUAGUCUUUUUAAUUGAUUAUUAAAAUAGUUCCGAGAAGAUACUAUAGACACUAGUGCUUAUUUCGGUUUCUAAAUUUAUAUUAAAAGUAACUUUAGUUUAUAUUAAAAGUAUCUUAAAAGAAAUAAGCUCCUAUUAGUAUUUGAAAGAAUUGUUUCUUUAUUGUUUUAUUUGGACGCAGCAUAUAGCCUAUAACUACGUAAAUUGUAUAGAAUACAUUAUAUAUAGCGCGUGCAAUACGAAAAUGAACUCUAUUGAGCGGUUAUAAGGUAGGUAUCCCAUCGGCGUGGACUUAAUGAGAAGUAUAUUUUGUAUUUAGAUUAGUGACACACGUUGGCUUAGGGCCAGUUAUAUAAAACUUAUACUCGAAAUACACGAAAUUCUAUUGAGUUUUAACAUCUACAAUUAGAUUUGUAGAAUUAUCAUCCGACUUAGAUAAAAUUUCUUAGUCCCUCUUCUUGAGAAUGACACAGCCAAAAGGUGCAUCCACACCGCAGGUACCUUUUGUGGAGCAACACUGCAACAGUAAGUAACUAGGUACAGGUCGAUUCACAAAAGCUAGUAUGAAUGGAAUGAAUGAGUGAAUGGAAAUAUUUAUGUGUAUCACAUUAACCUAUAGGGGAUAUUACUGCAAUGUUCUGCCACCAGAGUGCAGCAAUAGCCUUUUUAGUAAACCAUAGAGUAACUUAUACAUACUGUACCUUUAACAGGUUUUUGACAAGUUUUCAGAGAUAAUAAAAUAUGACAUUGAUGCAUCAAGGCGGUUUGUUUACAGAGGACCUACCGGGAAACCCGAAUCCGAAAUUUCGCUAUCGGCCUCUUUGGCGCUCGAAUAUGCAAGUGACAAAUAUGUUAGAUAACGAAAUUUCGAUUUUCUUGUUUUGCGAUUGUGGUAGUGGCGCCCCCUACGCAGUUUCGCGUAAUAUUCCCUAUUAAGUUAUGGCUCUGACAAUAUACGGAUACAGGUGUCACUCAUGCAAUUAAAGUUUCAUUCAUUCCAUUCGUGCCAGCUUUUGUGAAUCAACCUUGUAAGUUACCUAAUGUUACCGUGUUGCUCAAGGGCCUGACACUCUUUGAUAGAGAAAGACAGUCUUAUUGCGAUUCCUAUAAGAGGAAAGAGAAAAUAGUGCCAUGCUUUGCCUUUAUCACCGACCAGGUGGCAUCAUAGGUAGGAGGCGAUGGCGAAAUAGCGAAAUUUUAUAGGAGUGAAAGAGAAAAAAUCCUAUGCUGCCCAAAUUUUAUAUGAAUAUUCUUUCUCUUACCCCCGGUCGCUCGGUGGCGCGUCUAUAACUACUUGUAUAUACUAUGUCUAUGGUGUUGCUCUGCAAUAGUUAACUGCGGAUGUUAAUGUUAUUUAUUUUAUUAUCAAUACUGAUUAUAACCUCGUGUAUUUCGAAUAUAAUAAUGAUUAGUGAUAUCGAAUCGAAUCAACCAAAUAUAUGAUAGUAAGAGCACGUGCUAGGUAAGAUGUUUUUUUUAUAAAACUGGCCCUAACGCCAGCUACUAAUGGUAAAGAUUAUUGUUGUUAGCUGUCUGUAAUACUGCGAAAUAUCUGAUUAUAUCACUAGGUGCGCUGCGGAUUUACAUAGUAAAUGCAUUGUAGAAAAUUUAUUAAUUUUUAUUUUUAUGCUAGGGUGACUACUAUAGUUAUUGGCCACUUCAUAGUAAUUGGCCACUCCGUAGUAAUUGGCCACUCCUAACAAAUCAGAAAGAAACAAGCCAAUAGAACUCUUAUUGUUAACAGUGGCCGAUAACUUUAGCAGUCACCCUAUAUGUACGAUACGAACAACAAAUGGAAUUAGUUUUUUUAAUCUCAAUUUAAUCAGAGUAUUUUGUUAAUACGAUUAGAAUUUAUUUACGAUUUUAAACACCAAUUUCCAUACAUACAUAUACAUUAUUAUUGCUAUAUAAAUCUGUAACACACUAUAUCUAUUAGUUGGAAUUGUUAAAUUCAUUACGGUUUUUCUUACCAGGUUAGUCUCUCGCACUGAUUGCGGGUAAUACAGGAAUAAUGUAAAAUAUUACAAUAUCCACUCACAGAGUAGGGAUUAAAACAGAUGCAACAAGGAAAAAGGACCAUUUGGAUUGAAGCGUAACUUUUGUAAUAUGUGAUUUGUGUAUCUGUAUUUUUCCCUACUCUGCGCUUAAACUACUCAAGUCAUGGCACUUUAAAUUUCGUCUGUCUUAAUGAAUAAAGACAAAUAAAUGUAUAUAAAUACGA
Molecule: messenger RNA, 13292 nt
Organism: Cydia strobilella
Lineage: Eukaryota; Metazoa; Arthropoda; Insecta; Lepidoptera; Tortricidae
Gene: sno
Product: protein strawberry notch
Exons: 30
Coding region: 238-4305 (1355 amino acids)
Biological process (GO): regulation of DNA-templated transcription
Cellular component (GO): nucleus
Molecular function (GO): histone binding; chromatin DNA binding
Source: RefSeq, a predicted model, not a curated record